Elgaria multicarinata webbii is the source of this 2081-nucleotide messenger RNA. It is a transcript of the gene TAF1D, whose product is annotated as TATA-box binding protein associated factor, RNA polymerase I subunit D. Gene Ontology annotation, biological process: regulation of DNA-templated transcription. The coding region runs from base 94 to 912 and encodes 272 amino acids. NCBI's taxonomy places the organism in Eukaryota, Metazoa, Chordata, Lepidosauria, Squamata, Anguidae. The record is from RefSeq and is a predicted model, not a curated record. The transcript is spliced from 10 exons. Gene Ontology annotation, cellular component: nucleoplasm; RNA polymerase transcription factor SL1 complex; nucleus.
GCGCGAGGGAACGAAAGGGGGUGAGUUGCGAAAAUCCAUCGACAUCCGCCUGAUUCGGCGUCUGAGCUGAUUGAGGCUUAUUGGUGCAACAAAAUGGCUGAUUCUGAUGAAGCGGAAAGCUCAGCUGGAGUCUCUCCUGACAACCGUGUUUCAGAAGUCAGGACCAGAUCUACCCUGUGUUCACUGAAGCACUCUAGAAAGGAAGCGCAAACUGAAAGUUCAGCGAGGCUUGCGAAGUACGGCCAAGCACAGGGUGGUCCCUCAGAUGGCUCUGUGAAGCCCGGAGAUCGGCUUAAGUGGCUUAGAUCUAAAAUUGGCCUCAAAGCCAUCUUCGAUUACCACUUCCGGAUAAAAGCGAACAGGAGGCGCAGAAGAAGGGGCUCAGAUCAGAGGAGAGAUGUAUGCAAGAGGAGAGCUAUAUGCAAGACCUCACAAGAGCGUACAAAGUUCAGGCGGAAGAAGAUCCCAACGGCUGAACUGAACAGGCAGUACACAGCGAGGGGGCUUCAGUUUCCUCUUGUAGAGAGAUGCUAUGGAAGGAAACAUCUUCCUUUUAAAAUGGUGUUUCAGUAUGAGGAAGCAGCUUUAAGAGGUUACUUCAAAUACAUUGAAAGGAUGAAAUACGAACACCAUCUCAAAGAAUCUCUGACACAGUUGGAUGCUGGGGGUGACCUUGAAAAGGAAUGUCUGGAGUCACGGAAGCACAAAUAUCUGGAUGACGACGGCCCUCUUUCACCCAUUGAGGAAACAAAUGGAGAGGACCCAAAUGGAAAUCCUGAUGAUGAAGACAUUGGUGCCAAGAUAGUGGAGAAAAGCUCUUUCAUAUUAAGUAGCAUAAUUCCAAAGAAGAAGAAAUGCAAGAGGAAGAAAAACAAUUGUGAAAUGAAUGACCUCGAUGAUACGACGAUGUAACUGAGUGUUCCAAGUCCAAAUGGGAGCAGGACGUGUCCAUGGCACCAGAUUGUGGGAAGAAAGGUGACUUGGGAUCGGAGUGGAAAGCCAUUUAAUGGCCUGGGCUUGGGGAAAUUCUAUUGAUACUUAUGGACUCUGAUGGCUUGCUGCUAGCCUUAGAUUUAUUCAAGUUCCCCGUGCAGUCAGCUGCUCAGCUUUGCUUUCUGUCCUCUUUUCCCAGUUGGAGACUCUGGGUAAAUGGACAACAAUCAUGUCCUGCUUUUUCUGUUACCUGGACAUGUUGGAUUUUAGAGGCAGUGAUUAACUGUUUGCCUGCAUAGCAAUCCAGCUUGGCAUUUGAUACUCAGAUCGCCUGAUCAGUGACUCGGCCUCAUGUUCAAAUCUAAACUGAUGGCAAAGUGCUGUGGAAAAGCCAGACCAAUCAACUGAAAUCAAUAUGCCAAUCGGUGCAUCUGAAGAACUGCAGGAAGUUACCAUGGCUCAGCUAGGAGUUUGAAAGGAGUUCACAGCCUUGUUUGUACCUUCUGAAUGGAGAAGGUGCUGGCGGUGGUGUGUCCUUCGUAGUAUUUCCCUUCCUCUUUGACAUACUUUGGUGUGCAUGUUUUCUUGAAUACUUGGCAGCAGUGUUACUGCAAACUUUUCCACCUGAUCUAUAGCUUCGUUUUGAGUGAAGAUCUCAACUUGGCAUGCUUCCUUGACAAUUUCUAAAAAGCCAAUUGGCUGGUUGGCCCCUUAAGCUUUUGGGAUUUAAUGUGGCCUGUUUGCUGACAUGAACUGAAAGGACACUUGGCGAAGACUUUUGGACAUGACAUACGUAGUUCAUGGUGCAAUAUGGCCUCCAUGGACAGGACUAUGUCUGUGCGCUGCAGUUUCACCAUCUCUGGUGUAAGAUGAAGUUGUCCCAUUAAAUACCUUGCUUUUCAGCAGGACUUCAUUCGAUCUGGAAAAUUAUUUGAUUGUCUGAUGCAAAAUAUAUUCAUAAGAACGUCCGUGAAACGAAACUGUAUCUAAGACUGUAUUUCCACAUUCUGGCUUUCAGCAUUCUUGGACGUAGAAGUUGCAGAAGAUCCUCUAGAUUGGCUCAAAGAGAUUUCCUUGUGAAAUGGUCUCUAAGACAUGGCAACAAUCAUGGAAGAGAAGAGAAAAGUCUAGACUUGGCGCCGAAAAGA